GAUAACGGAGAAGAUCUAGAGGCAAGGGAAGGGCCGAAAAGGACCAUUGGGAACUAUAUUUUAGGAGAGAAGCCAGUGAGCAUUCGCUUUAAAGAUGGGACCUGCCAUUUUGGCACUGACAUUGCUCUCAAUGUGGACAGUCACCUCUGCUGUGCCGACUGAAGAAGAGGAACUCAAUGAGACUGUCAUUUGCACCAAUGAACAGAUGCAAGUGAUCAUUCCAAGUGUUUUUUUCCUGAGCAAAGAUCCACCUGUUAAAAUUUGGGAUUUGCACCUGAACGAUCCCGAAUGUCGAGGUGUUGAGGUCGGCAAUGACUACAUAUUCAGCAUAAAGACAAACCUCACGGAUUGCGGCACCAAUAUGGUAUCGGAUGAUACACACAUCAUGUUCACCAACACAAUUCGUAACAAUGACACAGACGUUAUCACCAGAAGUUACGUCAACAUCACAUUUGGCUGUCGAUACCCCGUAAACUACAUGGUCCAGCAGCAGAAUGGAGAAAAUUUGAUCCGAGUAGAUGUCAGGACAAUUACUCUCAAUACAGAGGAUGGAAAUUUCUCAGUCUCCAUGCUGCUCUAUAAAGAUGAAGAGUUCCUGGAUAAAUGGACCACUGUUCCUUCUCUCACACUUGAGGACAACAUCUAUGUCAAAGUUUACAUGAUUCCAGCUAAUCUGUUUCUAAGAGUGGCGAGAUGCUGGGCCACACCGACCAAUGACCCAUACAGCAACAUUCAAUACACCUUCAUCAAGGAAAGCUGCCCAGUGUUAUCGAAUGACCAGACGCUAGCCGUGAUGAAGAACGGACAAGGUCCAGAGGCUCUGUUUAGGAUCCAAAUGUUCAAGUUUGUUGGCAGCUCCUACACAGAUGUGUUCCUCCACUGCAAUGUCCAGAUAUGUCAUAACACAGAAGGGGUGUGCCAACCUAACUGCUCUGUUGAAGAUACGUCAGUACGGACACGAAGGAAUAUUGCAUCUUCUCACACGGUCUCAUAUGGACCAAUCAGAAGGCUGAAAGCGAGCAUAGAGGACACUAGUCAGAAUGCAUAUAUGCCCUCUGUCGAGACGUUUGUGCUGGGCGGUCUUCUGUUUGUCCUGAUUCUCGUCACUGCGGUUUUUGGGAAACUUUGGCUGCAGAGCAGGAACUCGUAUCCCGCUCAAGAGGCCCAGCUCACCCUCUCCAACAUCCACCAUGUCUCCGAGGUGGCCAGCUAACCUUUGAUAUAGGCUACUGUAUAACUCCAUAUCCAUACGCAUGCAC
Messenger RNA from Xyrauchen texanus (razorback sucker), 1259 nucleotides. Its product is annotated as pancreatic secretory granule membrane major glycoprotein GP2-like. Gene Ontology annotation, biological process: neutrophil migration. The record is from RefSeq and is a predicted model, not a curated record. The transcript is spliced from 9 exons. Gene Ontology annotation, cellular component: cell surface; apical plasma membrane. NCBI's taxonomy places the organism in Eukaryota, Metazoa, Chordata, Actinopteri, Cypriniformes, Catostomidae. The coding region runs from base 95 to 1213 and encodes 372 amino acids.